AUAUAUUCUGUGGUAUAUUUAUGGCAUAGAUUUGUUGCUCCUCCGGAUUGCCGGGUUUUUCCUUGAUUCCCCUUGAUCGGAUUGGCGUUGAAUGGCCGGCCAUGGAUUACCAGUACUUUGAGGAGGAAUCGGACUACAUAGAUCUGGACGAGGAGGAGGAUCUGGACGAGGAGGCGGUCGGCUUGGACUACACAUACGGAAAAGCAGCGGAGUUGGACGUGGAGGAGGAGGCGGAGGAUUACUAUGUGGGCGGCGAGGAGGAGGAGUUGCUAGACGGCUAUGGAGUGCUAGGCCUGCUCGAGACGUUGAAGAGCUGCGUGGAACCGUCGCUGCUGCAGGUGCUGCAGUACGUGGCGCCCAUGCUGCUCCUCUGCCUGCUGUGCCGCCUCCUGUGCCUGCUGUACUCGCAACGCAGACGCCUCACCAGCCUGGCGCCGCUGCACUUGCUCCACUGCACGUGCGGCCUGGUUCUGCUGUACUGCUCCCUGGGCCACCGCCUGCUGCUGCUGCUCCUGCUGGCCGCCGUGGGCUAUCUGCUGCUCCAGCUGCUGCGACUGGGUCGCCGCGGUGCCCGCCUCCUGGCCAUCCUCACCGUGGGCAGCCAGUUCCUCUACGAGCUGCUCCUUUGGCGCCGCCGCAGCGACUGGCCCCAGUUGCGCGGCAUCCAGAUGGUGGUCAACAUGAAGCUAAUCUCGCUGGGAUUCGACCUUACAGCCAGCAGUGCUGGUGGCGGCUCACAGCUGCAGGCGAGGAUUCCCGGUCCGCUGGCCUAUCUGGGCUACAUCUACAGCCCGGCCACCUGCGCUCUGGGUCCCUGGGUGAGCUUCGCCUGCUACAUGGACUGCCUGGUGCCGCGUAACGGCUGGCUGGUUAGCCUGCGGCGACUGGUGCCCAACGUCCUGCUCUGCAUCCUGGCCGUCAUCGUGUCCAAUUGCGUGGCGCCGGCGCUGAGUGACUUCUUUGGCGACAGCUCCCACUUCCUGGUCAUGUACUGGGAUGCGUUGAGCGUGCGCAGCAGCCACUACUUUGUGAGCAUCAUGGCGCAGGCGCUGCUGGUGGCCUCGGACCAGGGAUUGGAUGGGAUCGGAGCCAGCAGCAAGGAGUCGGAUCUGCUUGGUCCGCUCGUGACGCAACCCUGGCGGAUCGAGUGGCCCAGGUCGAUCAGUUCGCUGGUCAGGAGUUGGAACAUUCCCAUGCACGAGUGGCUCAAGCGGUACAUCUACGCUCCCAGCAAGAUGGACGCCGGCAUCAGUUCCAGGGCACGCACCUACCUGGUGUCCAGCCUGCUGCACGGCAUGGAUCUGCGCAUCUAUCUGGUGCUCAUCUCGCUGGCCGUCUUCGCCGAGGGCGAAACACUGCUGCGACGGCACCUCGCCAGCGCCCUGGAUGCCUGCAUCUCGGCGAAUCACUGCCCGGGAAGGCAGCGGUGUCGCUAUGGCCACUGCCCCAGCAAGCGGGGCUGGAAGUCCAUCUCCAGCUGGCUGGUGGGCAUGACCAAUCUGGCCCUCACGGCGCUGACCAUCUUCCACCUGGCCUAUCUGGGCGUGGUCCUGGUGGGCGAUGCCCUCAAGUUCGGCGACGAGGCGGACAACUUCCUCUGGCACUGGCGACAGGCGGGCUAUCUGAGCCACUACAUCGGCGUGGCCACCUUCGUGCUCUAUCUGUUCCUCUCGUAGAACAGAUAUGCUCGCCAUGACUGAUCCACACGUAUUUACAUACAUAUAUAUUUGUAAUCAUCUCUAAUCUUAAACGCAUCCAUUUUUGUACUUUUGUA
Drosophila elegans is the source of this 1774-nucleotide messenger RNA. RefSeq names its product protein-serine O-palmitoleoyltransferase porcupine (gene por). Gene Ontology annotation, biological process: protein palmitoylation; Wnt protein secretion; canonical Wnt signaling pathway. The coding region runs from base 102 to 1676 and encodes 524 amino acids. The record is from RefSeq and is a predicted model, not a curated record. Gene Ontology annotation, molecular function: palmitoleoyltransferase activity; Wnt-protein binding. NCBI's taxonomy places the organism in Eukaryota, Metazoa, Arthropoda, Insecta, Diptera, Drosophilidae. The transcript has a single exon. Gene Ontology annotation, cellular component: membrane; endoplasmic reticulum.